AUGAUUAGCAAGCUUUUCUCGCUAGAACAAUUACAACUGAGUAAUUGCUGCUUGGCUAACCCUGGUAUCUAUCUAUCUAUCUAUCUAUCUAUCUAUCUAUCUAUCUAUAACACGUUCAUAUCUAUCUAUCUAUCUAUCUAUCUAUCUAUCUAUCUAUCUAUCAGUUUCUUCAUAUCUAUCUAUCUGUCUAUCUAUCUAUCUAUCUAUCUAUCUAUAACACGUUCAUAUCUAUCUAUCUAUCUAUCAUCUGUUCGUACCUAUCUAUCUAUCUAUCUAUCUAUCUAUCUAUCUAUCUAUCUCAGUCUGUUCGUAUUUAUCUAUCUCAGUCUGUUCGUACCUAUCUAUCUAUCUAUCUAUCUCAGUCUGUUCGUAUCUAUCUAUCUCAGUCAGUUCCUAUCUAUCUAUCUAUCUAUCUUUAACCCGUUCAUAUCUAUCUAUCUAUCUAUCUAUCUAUCUAUGGUGAAAUACAUUGAUUGCGAAGGAAGGAGGUAA
Messenger RNA from Acanthosepion pharaonis, 492 nucleotides. NCBI's taxonomy places the organism in Eukaryota, Metazoa, Mollusca, Cephalopoda, Sepiida, Sepiidae. The record is from the annotation of a GenBank genome assembly.